AUGGCGAAUGUUAAUGCACCUAAUGUUAGUAACGCACCUAAUGUCGUACCUAAUGUCAUUAACGCACCUAAUGUCGGUAAUGUAGAACAACUACAACUGUCCCCCGAUCUUCAAAGAGUACUUGAUAGCUUGACUCUGAGACAGAGAAUGGAGUACAAUGCCUCAAACGAAAAAGUAAAAAUGUUAGAAAUGAUUUUAUAUGAACAACAAAAAUCAGAAGUCAACUGGGAAAUAAUCUCUAUUGCAAUGUAUGCAAUAACUAUUGUUACUAUUACUCUCGCAAAUGCAUUAUAUUUUAAAAGUGAUGAAUCAAUGAAAAAUUUUUCCUUAAUUAUAAAUUCUGUUUAUUAUGAAGCUAACGAAAUAGAGCAUUCAGAGUCUUCAGAUCUUUCAGAGCCUCCAGAGCCUGAAAACUGUACUAUCUGUUUAAACGAAGUUAAUCAGGCACAAGCAUAUAUAAAGUUUGCAUAUGGCCACGUCUUCCAUUUCAAAUGCAUAAUGAGAUACAUAAUUCAUGAUAUUACCUAUACGUAUGAUAUUUUUUUGCGUACGAUAAUUUGUCCUAAUUGUCGAGCAAUUAUACUCGAAGUACCGCCUAAGGAACUUAUUAGAUCCUCAAAUAGAAGUGAAAAUGUUUAUCCAGACAAAAGGCAAUACAAUGGUGUUAUUCCUCAACCAGAAUUCUCGAUUGCUUCUAGAUCGUUUCAUACUCUCAAUGCAAUACAAAAUAAUGUUAGACAAAUAAAUCUGUCACGACCG
Funneliformis geosporum is the source of this 759-nucleotide messenger RNA. NCBI's taxonomy places the organism in Eukaryota, Fungi, Glomeromycota, Glomeromycetes, Glomerales, Glomeraceae. The record is from the annotation of a GenBank genome assembly.